CUUACCCCCUAACCUCCACUAUAGACUUAUAAAAAAGCUAUAUAAUUAUGUGCACCAACUAUCAAUAUAUAUACGUGGCUUUUCCUUUACUUCCACUCAAAUCACCCACAAAAAAUCCUCUCUAAAGAAAAAAACUCUUUCCCACAAGAGUCUUCAUCAUUCUGUUUCAGCCAUUAUAGUUUCUGUUAAGCUCUAUAAUCCCACCACUUAAGCUUCCCCUUCUUCUCAAUGAGCUUAACACAAUUUUCUUCAGCCUGGACAAUGAAGCCUGGAGCUGCUUCAAGAGCAAAGCUUCCUCUCCCUUUAAUCGCCACCAUUAUCUGUACUUUUGCUUUUAUUGCUCUCCUCUACACUGAAAGUCUCGGUUUUCUUUCUUCCAACUCCAUUUUCAAGAUUAAAUCAUGUUCUAGGAAAGAUUCCAUUUUCAAAUCCAAUGACAGAAUUUCAAACGAGAAGACAGAUGCUCUUUUGAUAGAUGACAGGUUCGAUUUCGAUCCAGAGGAAUGCACAGUUGGUAAUGGGAAAUGGGUGUUCAACAGAAGCAUUAAGCCAUUGUAUACAGACAGAAGCUGCCCAUAUCUUGAUCGUCAAGUUUCUUGUGCCAUGAAUGGACGGCCGGAUUCUAACUACACUCACUGGGAAUGGCAACCAGAGGAUUGCAUCUUGCCUAGGUUUGAUCCAGAACUUGCCCUGAAAAAACUUCGAGGAAAAAGACUAUUGUUUGUAGGAGAUUCAUUACAAAGAGGUCAAUGGCAAUCUUUUGUUUGCCUGGUUGAAUCCAUCAUACCUGAAGAUAAAAAAUCCAUGAAACGAGGGCGCAUUCAUUGUGUCUUCAAAGCCAAGGAGUAUAAUGCAACUAUAGAAUUCUAUUGGGCACCAUUUUUGGUUGAAUCCAAUUCCGAUGUCCAAAUAAUAGGUGAUCCAAAGAAAAGGAUACUUAAAGUGGAUUCCGUUGCCAAGCAUGCCAAACACUGGAUUGGAGUGGAUAUCCUUGUCUUCAACACUUAUGUUUGGUGGAUGAGUGGCUUGAAGAUCAAGUCACUAUGGGGUUCAUUUGCAAAUGGGGAAGAAGGAUAUGAAGAAUUGGACGCUGCAGUUGCUUAUAGAAUCGGUUUGAAGACUUGGGCCAACUGGGUGGACUCCACUAUCAAUCCCAACACCACUCGAGUCUUCUUCACUACCAUGUCUCCUACACACCAAAGAAGCGCAGAUUGGAACAACAAAGAAGGCAUAAAAUGCUAUAAUGAAACAGGUCCAGUGAGAAAAAAGGGACAUUGGGGAACAGGUUCAGAUAAAAGGAUAAUGAAGGCGGUGAGUGAUGUAGUGGAGAAGAUGAAAGUUCCAGUAACAGUGCUAAAUGUAACACAGAUUUCAGAAUACAGAGUGGACGCUCACUCCUCUGUUUAUACAGAGUCUGGAGGCAAACUCUUAACGGAAGAGCAAAAAGCUGACCCACUACACCAUGCAGAUUGUAUCCACUGGUGUUUGCCAGGUGUUCCUGAUACUUGGAAUCAAAUAUUUUUGGCAAAUUUGUAGAUAAUAAAAUACCAAUUCUUCAAUAUAAUACAUAAUGACAUCAGUUUUUUUGUGCAUGCUGUUUUCUCUUAUAAGGAGAAAAAUUGAUCAAUUAUAAAUAUAUAUAGCAUGCACUUUUGGUUUUU
This is a messenger RNA of Ziziphus jujuba (common jujube), 1661 nucleotides long. RefSeq names its product protein trichome birefringence-like 3. The coding region runs from base 229 to 1536 and encodes 435 amino acids. NCBI's taxonomy places the organism in Eukaryota, Viridiplantae, Streptophyta, Magnoliopsida, Rosales, Rhamnaceae. Gene Ontology annotation, molecular function: O-acetyltransferase activity. The transcript has 6 exons. The record is from RefSeq and is a predicted model, not a curated record. Gene Ontology annotation, cellular component: Golgi apparatus.